CAAUCAUUCAGUUUGAGCUCAGUGCUUGGAAAAAUGUUAUUCCUAUCGGUUCAUUUAACGGUGCUUCUGGCCGUUAUAAGCUUCAGUGCCGCUCGGACUAUUAAUUUGAGCAAAACGGAUUUGGAGAAUAUUUCCAAAGCUAUAAAGGUCGCCCUUCAGCCUGAAGCUAAUGAAAAACAUAAAUUGCUUGAACGAUUCCACGGAAAGCGCGAUCAUGUAGGAUUGACCGAAGAUCAUGAUCAUGAUGACGGGGACGAUGAUGGCGACUAUGAUAAUGAUGAUGAAAUAUCAAAUGAUAAUGGUAACGGUAAUGGUAAUGGCAAUGGUAACAACAAUGGACAGAAUGGAAACAACAAUGGUAACGUGUACUUGCAAAUAUUCGUUGGAAAUCAGGAUUCCACACAACCGCCAGUAACAACGUGGCCACCAUUUCCAACAGACAGCACACCGUGGCCAACAGAUAUUUGGCCUACAUGGCCAACAGAUUGGCCCACAGGAACCACUUGGCCAACAGAUUGGCCCACAGGAACCACAUGGCCAACAGAUUGGCCCACAGGAACCACAUGGCCAACAGAUUGGCCCACAGGAACCACAUGGCCAACAGGUUGGCCCACAGGAACCACAUGGCCAACAGAUUGGCCUACAGGAACCACAUGGUCAACCGAUUGGUCCACAGGAACAACGUGGCCUACUAGCGAAACGAGUUGGGCACCGACAACAUGGCCACCGAUCGACACAACAUAUCAAUCAGAGGCACCGCCAGAAGUAUCACGACCAUAGAUGAAAACCUAAUUUACUCUCCACUCAAGGCAACAUGUAUACAUCAGAACACCAAUCAUAUUAAUAGAAAAAAGUGGAGUGGUGAGUCACUACAAUAGUGUACCAUGUAAUUCCAAUGUUAUAUGAUUAUAGUGAAAACUACUCUAUUUGACAUAGGCAAUAAAAUCCAAAUUAUUUUC
Messenger RNA from Bradysia coprophila, 959 nucleotides. RefSeq lists its product as uncharacterized. The record is from RefSeq and is a predicted model, not a curated record. Lineage: Eukaryota; Metazoa; Arthropoda; Insecta; Diptera; Sciaridae.